Loxodonta africana (African savanna elephant) is the source of this 993-nucleotide messenger RNA. RefSeq names its product T cell leukemia homeobox 1 (gene TLX1). Bases 1 to 993 code for a protein of 330 amino acids. Gene Ontology annotation, biological process: animal organ development; regulation of transcription by RNA polymerase II. Gene Ontology annotation, cellular component: nucleus. The transcript is spliced from 3 exons. Gene Ontology annotation, molecular function: RNA polymerase II cis-regulatory region sequence-specific DNA binding; DNA-binding transcription factor activity, RNA polymerase II-specific. Lineage: Eukaryota; Metazoa; Chordata; Mammalia; Proboscidea; Elephantidae. The record is from RefSeq and is a predicted model, not a curated record.
AUGGAACACCUGGGUCCGCAUCACCUUCACCCGGGCCACGCGGAACCCAUCAGCUUCGGCAUCGAUCAGAUCCUCAACAGCCCGGACCAGGGCGGCUGCAUGGGGCCCGCCUCGCGCCUUCAGGACGGAGAAUACGGCCUUGGCUGUUUGGUCGGAGGCGCUUACGCUUACGGCGGUGGCGGGGGCCCAGCGACCGGGGUAGGGGUCGGGGGCCCAGGGGCCUACAGCGCUGGCGGCCCGGGUGGCCCAGCAGGCGGUAGCGGCGGCAGCGGCGCCUGCAGCAUGGGCCCGCUGGCCGGCUCCUACAACGUGAACAUGGCCUUGGCCGGCGGCCCCGGACCCGGCGGCGGCAGCGGGGGCGGCGGCGGGGGGUCGCUGAGCGCUGCAGGAGUGAUCCGGGUUCCGGCACACAGGCCGCUCGCGGGAUCCGUGGCCCAUCCCCAGUCCCUGGCUACCGGCUUGCCCACCGUGCCCUCCGUGCCUGCCGUGCCGGGCGUUAACAACCUAACAGGCCUCACCUUCCCCUGGAUGGAGAGUAACCGCAGAUACACAAAGGACAGGUUCACAGGUCACCCCUAUCAGAACCGGACGCCCCCCAAGAAGAAGAAGCCGCGCACGUCCUUCACGCGCCUGCAGAUCUGCGAGCUGGAGAAGCGCUUCCACCGCCAGAAGUACCUAGCCUCGGCCGAGCGCGCCGCCCUAGCCAAGGCGCUCAAAAUGACCGACGCGCAGGUCAAAACCUGGUUCCAGAACCGGCGGACAAAGUGGAGGCGGCAGACGGCGGAGGAGCGCGAGGCCGAGAGGCAGCAGGCGAACCGCAUCCUCCUGCAGCUGCAGCAGGAGGCCUUCCAGAAGAGCCUGGCUCAGCCGCUGCCCGCCGAUCCGCUGUGCGUACACAACUCGUCGCUCUUCGCCCUGCAGAACCUGCAACCCUGGUCUGAUGACUCCACCAAGAUCACCAGCGUCACGUCGGUGGCGUCGGCCUGCGAGUGA